GUUGAAUCUGGUACGGCAAGCACAGUUUCCUUUCUAACAUUGAUACGCGCCUGUUUUUUUUUAGCACGACGCCCUGUAUCAUCGUCGCUCGGAAUCUUUCGAUGAUGCGCUAAAGACGAUCGUUCGCAUUGACGAGACUGGACUACAUAAAUACCGGAUGGAGUCCUUGGUUGUCUGCAGGAUCCGCACCGGUUACCUCCCCGUCCCUCUCUAUACAGUAGCCUUCGAUUUCUCCUCGCUUCUUGCAGUGCACUCUCAUCUCCCCGUACACGCGACGAUGGACGGCUUGCUAUAUGACGCAUACGGCCGUCAAUACGAGGCCGCCAGCAGCAGCAACGACACGGCAUCGAACCUGGCAGGAGCAGGUCGGACGAUGGACCUGAUCCUCUCUUGGGGAGGCCGACAUCUCUCCAACGCGAUCGCUCUGGCACUCAAGCCAUUCUUCACCGGCCCGUCGGGUCAGAUGACGAUCCUCCUAAAUGUGGCGACCAAUCGCGAAGGCCGUGAUGGUCGUGGGCCGCCGUCUCGGUCUCCCAAGGCAGACCUCUCCUUCGAUGAUAUAGUGCAAGCGUUGCUCGAAGCCGCGGCCGAAGAGCGUCCCGUGCCCGUGUCCGGAGCCAGACCGGAAGGGUGUGCACCGGCCCUGCGAGGAGGACACUGGACCUCUCAAAAGCGAGCCAUCAAAGCCGUCAAGAACCUGAUCCGCGCGCUUCAACUCGG
Molecule: messenger RNA, 720 nt
Organism: Punctularia strigosozonata HHB-11173 SS5
Lineage: Eukaryota; Fungi; Basidiomycota; Agaricomycetes; Corticiales; Punctulariaceae
Exons: 2
Source: RefSeq, a predicted model, not a curated record